CCAGUCCCCCACAGGAGCAGCCAUGUGUACCCCCAAGAAGGAAGAGGUGGUCAGGGAAAACCUGAUGUCAGACGCCAUGCAGAAGGAGGAGGAGAUAAAUGAACUCUUGAAAAGAAUAGAGAGGUGGGAAAAACUCAUCAAGGAAAACAGGAUCCUGAAGGAAAGCCAGACGUCGCUGCAGGUCAAACUGAACCAGAAACAGGUCAAAGCGAUCCUGCAGGAAGUGAGGAUGGCCUCAAAAGCACUGCUGCUGAUACGACAGGCAGCCCUCAAGGACCUACUGGAGAUGGAAAACAGGCAGUACCUGGAAGAGCUAACAGCCAUGGGAAAGACAUUCUAUAAGCAGCGGAUCUGAGCUGAGAGAGCUCACAGUAAUACUGCCAAAUUCAAAAGCACCGAAAAGGGUGUACAAUCAUAGAAAGGUAUUAGAGGUCAUGAGUAAAU
This is a messenger RNA of Hemiscyllium ocellatum (epaulette shark), 444 nucleotides long. RefSeq names its product cilia- and flagella-associated protein 141-like. The record is from RefSeq and is a predicted model, not a curated record. The transcript has 4 exons. The coding region runs from base 23 to 355 and encodes 110 amino acids. Lineage: Eukaryota; Metazoa; Chordata; Chondrichthyes; Orectolobiformes; Hemiscylliidae.